Molecule: messenger RNA, 1473 nt
Organism: Erythranthe guttata (spotted monkey flower)
Lineage: Eukaryota; Viridiplantae; Streptophyta; Magnoliopsida; Lamiales; Phrymaceae
Biological process (GO): dolichol-linked oligosaccharide biosynthetic process
Cellular component (GO): membrane
Molecular function (GO): UDP-N-acetylglucosamine-dolichyl-phosphate N-acetylglucosaminephosphotransferase activity
Source: RefSeq, a predicted model, not a curated record
AUGGCCGCUAAGAAGCGAGCUUCAGUAACAGACACCACCACAAAACCCGAACCGGAAAAACCUAAACCCGAAACCAACCAAACGGAUCCUCUGAUUCGGCCGGCGAAAUUCUUCACAAUCUCUAAAUUCUUCCUCGUAUUCUCGAUCCCAUAUUUUUUUUUGAUUCUCUCUUACUACAAAAUUGAACACGACCUAAAAAAAUCGAUCUUGAUUAAUGCGGUGAUCAGCUGUGUGGGUUUCUUCAUUACAGUGAGCUUGAUUCCUGUGGCGUCGAAGUAUGUGUCGAGAAGGAAUUUAUUUGGUUAUGAUAUUAACAAGAAAGGCACUCCUGAUGGAUCCAUCAAAGUGCCGGAAUCUUUGGGUAUUGUAGUCGGGAUAGUUUUUCUAGUACUUACGAUCUUGUUUCAAUACUUCAACUUCACCGCCGAUUCAAAUUGGCUCGUUGAAUACAAUGCUGCGCUAGCAUCAAUUUGCUUCAUGAUUCUGCUCGGAUUCGUGGAUGAUGUCCUCGACGUACCUUGGAGAGUGAAAUUAGUGCUGCCGUCUAUUGCAGCGCUUCCAUUGUUGAUGGCCUAUGCUGGGCAUACAACUAUCAUCAUACCAAAGCCACUCGCUCCAUAUGUUGGAUUCGAUAUUUUAGAUUUAGGGUGGAUAUAUAAGCUGUAUAUGGGGCUCUUGGCUGUAUUCUGCACUAACUCGAUUAACAUUCAUGCUGGUCUCAACGGGCUCGAAGUUGGACAGACAGUUGUUAUUUCUUGUGCUAUCUUAAUACACAAUAUCGUACAAAUUGGAGGGUCGUCCGAUUUUGAGUACAAGCAAGCGCAUGCAUUCUCGAUUUACCUUAUUCAGCCGUUGUUGGCUACUUCGUUAGCUUUACUUUCGUUUAAUUGGUAUCCAUCUUCGGUUUUUGUCGGUGACACCUACACUUACUUUGCUGGAAUGACAAUGGCUGUAGCUGGCAUUUUAGGCCAUUUCAGUGAAACACUUCUGAUAUUUUUUGCUCCACAAGUUCUCAACUUCUUGCUUUCACUCCCUCAGCUGGCUGGUAUUAUACCUUGUCCACGUCAUCGUCUGCCUAGGUUCGACCCCAAAUCAGGCCUAUUAACAGGGACGAACGACGGGACCCUCGUGAACUUAUUCUUAAGACAGUUUGGAAGAAAAACAGAGAAGUCACUCUGUAUACUAUUAUUAAUUUUCCAGGCUUUAUGCUGCGGAUUCUGUUUUUUGCUACGGUGGUUCCUUACAGGUUGGUAUAAAUGAAGGAUUAAAUAGGUUAUAGCCUUAACUUUGUUGUCGAUUUUUUUUUUUUUUUUUUUUUUUUUUUUUUUUUUUUUUUUAUGUCGAAAGAAGAAAUUUUGUUGUGUAGUUAAUUAUACGAGCAAUAUUGCCGAUCUUUUGAACAAUGCACGUAUGCAACUACUAUUAUCCUGAUCCAUUUUCUUGUUUAUUAUUAAUUUCUACUUCCACGAGCAA